This is a messenger RNA of Dentiscutata heterogama, 1040 nucleotides long. The record is from the annotation of a GenBank genome assembly. Lineage: Eukaryota; Fungi; Glomeromycota; Glomeromycetes; Diversisporales; Gigasporaceae.
AAAAGUUACCAUUAAAACUGUAUGAUGAAAUAUGUGCUAUCAUCUCUAAUAACUAUAUGGAAAAUAACAAUAUGGGAAUAGAAUUUUCAUGUUUAUUGGAAUUAGAUACUAUAAACGAUCCUCAUAAACUUUCUAAAAAAAUAGCCGAACUUGUUAAACAAGAGGACGGAUAUAAUUACAUUUACAAAAAAAGUUAUGAUUUAAAAAAGGUUCUUGAAAGUCAUUCAUUCUGGUAUUAUUGUUCUCAAUGUCAAACACUUAACAAAAGAUCUCAAAAAUAUAAGGAUUUAGAGCAACAAAGAGAUCAUGAGCGAUUUGAAGUUGAUAAUGUAGUUCAGGAACAUAUUAAGAAAUAUAUAUAUUUAAUAUCAAGUGAUAUUUAUAAACAGCUAGAGUCAAAUUAUCCUGAUUUUAUGCAAAAGCAACUAAAUUCUAUGAAAAUUCUUCUUAAAGAAUAUAAUUAUUCAAUUGUGCUGGAAAAUAUUAUGGAGGGUAUUAAAUAUCUUGGAUUCAUAACUCCAUUUUUUAAUCUAUUAUUAAAAAACAAAGAAAUCGUAGUUGAUACAACAUAUCAGACGAAUGCAUUAGAUUUUGAGCUCUAUUUAAUAAUUGAACAAUUUGAUGGAGCUAGAUUCACAAUGGUGUAUCUAUUUAUUGAUAGUAAAAAGAAAGACAAUGGAGCACUAUCACAAUCACAAUCUUUUCAAGAAAAUACAAAUUCAAUAUUUAAUAUUGAACAAGAUAAAGAAAAUCAACCCAAUGUAAUAGUUAAUAUUGAAAGUAUUGAGAAGUUGGAAAAUUAUGAAAAUAGUGAUGAUAAUGAUUCAGAUGAUUUAUAUGAAAACUAUGAGCUAUAUCUUACUAAAGCACUUGAAAUUGUACAAGAGCAAAAGGCAAAGCAAAAUUAUAAAUGGGCAAAAUCUGUAAAAAGCAGUUUUGCAGGAUUACAAAAAAUGGUAACAGAUAUUGAAACAUAUAAGAGAAGAACAACAAAUCCUCAAACAUGGAAAGAUCAUAAUCGUCAUACAUUGUUUUUUUAG